AUAAUGUUUCGUUAUCUUGCAUUUUAUACGGAUUAUGUUGCAUUGGUGAAUGCUGAUGUACAGUUUAAUAUCUUGUGUACCGACUGUCCUUAAGCACGAGCAGGGGCACUCCCUGGCCCCUUAUUAAGGUAUAACAACUUAGGCAACCCUGUGUGAUGUACUGUUAAUUGUUGGCUUAAAAAAAAACCACAGAAAACCAUUCAGACAGACUUUAUGAGGAAAAUUUUGCAAUCCCCAUAAAAGCCCCUUUUUGCUUUGAAGUCCGACGCAUGAUUCAGUCAAUGACUCAUGUUAAUAAUUAGAAAUCAUAGGUCAUUUAAAUCCCCGAUUUCAUUUGAGACCAGGAGGGUGAGGGGAGAUAAAUCUUGAGAGGCUUAAAAGGAAGAGCAGGCUAAAGUGUGAACUUCUUCUUUCAGCGACGGAAGCGAGAAAUCAAUGAUACAUUAAAGGGGGGGGGGGGGCGAGACCUCCAUGGAAGCUGGCAGAGGGGAAGGAAAGGGAGCUAAUUAUGUGUCUUCCCUUUUACUCUCCUUGACCAACAUAUAAUCUUACUUUUCAGGGCUUGUCUUCACUAUAUUCUUCUAACCAGUCUCGCCCCCGAUCCCUUCUCUAGCCCAGGAAGGGGGGUGGGGGGAAGUUAGCACAGCAACAAGCUCCAGGUGGUUCUCUCAAGCACUUCACUGCCAAAAAAAAUCAAAUCAAAUCCUGCGCUAGAAAACAAGCAUAAAAAAAAAGAAGAAGAAGAAGAAGGAAGGAAAGAAGGGGGGGGGUUCCCUAGAGGGGAUUGGUUCAGCCUGGAAGACAGGGGAAUUAGUAAAGCAUGAGUCUCCAAGCCAUGCUGGUGGCCAGCACUCGGAGGAGAAGAACGCUUUAGGAGCAAUUAGCAACGAGCGGGAGGCUGCUUGCCGCUGCUUCUGCCGCAGACUGGGAGGAAGUUCCGUCCGGAGGCUCCCUCCACAGCAGGCAUUUGCUCACUCCAGCUGCAAAAGGGUUUCAGAUGUCCCACCGCUGCCUGACCCCCUGCAAAUAAGGGUUGACCACCAGAGGCACAUCCCACCUCUUGCUUGUAAUCACUGACAUACACUGAGGCUACAGCUUCCAACCUGUUUACAACCAGACGGGGGAGAGAAGUUGGGAUUUCUCUCUCUCUCUCUCUCUCUCUGGAAUUUUUUUUUUUUUUUUUUUUUUUUUUGGUACUUUCUGGAGGAUUCAAAGCAAAACAAAGAAACUGCCUCCUCUGGGCUGUCAGUGAGAGGGGACGAGUUGUACAACUGGCUUGCGCUUUGCCAAGGAAAGGGGGUGGGGAAAUCAGAAGAAGACCUUUCUGCAUCUAAGAUGGUAAAGAAAGGAGGGAGCAAGAGAACGAAAUAACCACGGGGAAGCCUCAGACCAGGUUGGGGAGGGGGGGUGAGAGUAAAAGGAGAGAGGAUUAACCACCAUCACCACCACCACCACCACACACACACCCCACCAACUUUCUUCCGUGAGGGAGGACUCGGAGGAUUAAAAAGGCAGCAACUUCUGAGGCGAUUUGUCCCGAGUUAUGGAUGUUGGUGCACUCACUUCAGGCCAGAUCACAGCUCAGGGGGCUCUAACCAGAAGCAGCAGCCACCAGCUCUCCACUUGCCUUUUACCAGCUUUUACCCUUCCAGUAUGUUUCUUCUGAUGAGACAUUUUCCAGCGCCCAGCGUUUCAGUACAAUGUGCAAAUGGAUACUGACAAAUGGUGCCUCCGCCUUUUCCCACCUGCCUUGCUGCAGCGGCGGCUGCCUCUUCCUGCUGCUCUUCUUGGUGUCUUCUGGGUCUGUCAUCUGCCAGGACAUGCGGUCCCCAGAGGCCACCAACGCGUCUUCUUCAUCCUCCUCCUCCUCCUCCUCUUCAUCCUUCUCCUCGCCUGCCAGUGCGGGGCGGCACGUGCGGAGCUACAAUCACCUCCAGGGAGAUGUGCGCUGGAGGAAGCUCUACUCUUACAACAAGUACUUUCUCAAGAUUGAGAAGAACGGCAAGGUCAGCGGGACCAAGAAGGAGAACUGCCCGUACAGCAUAUUGGAGAUAACAUCAGUGGAAAUUGGAGUUGUGGCUGUUAAAUCGAUUAACAGCAACUAUUACUUAGCCAUGAACAAGAAAGGAAAAGUCUAUGGCUCUAAAGAGUUUAACAGCGAUUGUAAAUUGAAGGAAAGAAUAGAAGAAAAUGGAUACAACACAUACGCAUCCUUAAAUUGGAAGCACAAUGGAAGACAAAUGUUUGUGGCCUUGAAUGGAAGAGGAGCUACAAAGAGAGGACAGAAAACAAGGAGGAAAAACACCUCAGCUCACUUUCUUCCAAUGGUAGUAAUGUCAUAGAUGAAGGAACUGUUUUAUUGAUGCAGUUGAACCAAAGGCUCUUUUGUCAAGUAUACUUGGUAAUCCUCUUGAAGAGUAAAGGCAAAGAAACAGUGCAGACGUCUGCUUGUUUGAAAAAGGGGGGAAGCCUUUGAAGGUUUUGUGCUCAUUGCUGGCACAUGAAGGACUUUUAAUUAGUUCUGUGUCAUAUCUUAUAAUCAAGAUACAAGCUGGAUCAAAUGGGAUGGGAACUAUUCCCAGUGUGAAUAAUGUUUUUUUAUCUCUGCGAUAGAACUUGCAGGACGUGAGACAAUCUGUUGAAUGAUCUUUGGGGAAAGUUAUUUAUGGAAUACUAACUCAUAUCAAAGACCUUCAUUGCUCAUUCAAGCCUAAUGAUCCAAUGAACAGUUAAACAUGCAAGCAUUUACUGGAAGCACUUGGGUCAUAUGCACAAAUAAAGAAGUUUCUGGAGUAGCCUCAUGGAAGAAUGGAUAGGAUUAGGAAAUAUAAGCAUAUUAGAGUUAAACUGUUCUAACAAAAUGAAUAGUGUGGUAUGCCUGUGUAUUCUAACUUCAUUCCUUUUUAUUUCUCUCUAAGUUAUUUAUUUAAUAGGAUGUUAAAUAUCUUUUUUUGGUUUUAAAUGAUUUCCUCAGUUGCUUCCUUAUUUCUUCCCCUUUUUUCAGCUUUUCUCACAGGGGUUGAUAGAGUAAACUUUCAAAACCUCACUGACUGCCUGAGAAUAGGAAACAGACAAGUCUUUAAGGUAAAGUCAGCAUUGCAGUGAAUAUGUCCAAUCUGUUUUCUUCUAAACCGUUUUGCACUUAAGCAAAAGGACCUGAAGCAGUGCUCAGAUUUAUCACACACAUUGGAUGUGUUUAUGUUUGUGAAUCCUACCUGCCAUCAGUCAAGAACAAACUUCAAGAAAUACAUUGUCAGGAGGGUCUUGUUGCUUGUAUGAAGUGGAUGGAGAGGCCAAAUCUGUACUCAGGUGCGUUCGUGUUUGGGAUGUGUAUGUGUAUGUAAUUCAGAUCCCAUUGAUUUGAAUCCCAUUGAUUCUCAUAGUAUUUGAGACUAAUGUAUAGUCUUUCUUCGGGGUCUGAUCCAAAAUUCAUUGCAGUUAAUGGGAAUCUUUUCACUGCCUGUAGUUGCCUUUGGAACAAUCUCUAAAUGUGACUCAUGCCCAUUGAUUUUAAUGAGAUUGCAAUAUUGCAUGCAUUUAAAUGCAAGCAGAAUUAUCCUGUGCAGUUGGAAGCACCUGAGAGCAGAAUUUGGCUCCCGAAAAGUGAGUCCAAAAAGAGCACACUCCUGCAGUCCUUAUUCAGUAACCUUCAUGUUCAACUAAAUUGUCCUCAUUGACAGCUUGAAGAGCCACAGACAUAUAUUGGGACCAUUUCCUGAAAAAAGACCAUAGAAUAUUCAUGAUCAUGCAAUUAUCAGAGACUACUUUCAUAUGCAUAUAACAUUAUGAGAGCCAGCUAAAAAAACAGCAACCGUGUCCCAAGUUAGAAUGUCUUUCAUAUCCAUCACAAUAAAUGAAUGCUCAAAAAACACAAUAUCAGGCACUUUUUAUGAAAUGUUACUAUUCCCACAGCUUAAUUUAAGCAAAUGAGUUAAAGCCUAUUAUGAAGUCUGGUCAACCUAACGGAAUAUAAGGUUGUUUUUUGCUUCACUUAUUUCUGUAAAUUUAGAGAGCUCUGGAAAACUCAUCAAUAUAACUGUCUUGAGAUUCAUUUUGUUAGAGCAGAUUAAUAGAAAACAGGUUUCAGAGUAGCAGCCAUGUUAGUCUGUAUCCGCAAAAAGGAGGACUAGUGGCACCUUAGAGACGAACCAAUUUAUCUGAGCAUAAGCUUUCAUGAGCUCGGAUAAAUUGGUUCGUCUCUAAGGUGCCACAGGUCCUCCUUUUCUUUUUAAUAGAAAACAGUACAUCAGCCAACAUGUACCACUGUCUUCACAUUGUAUUCCACUAAAUAAAUGCAUAAACUUCUCUGCGGUGUCCGUAGUGAGAAAAAAAAGUAGUAUAAUAAUAAUUUUUCUAAAUACUUUUAAGUGAUAACUAUGAGAUUAUAUUGACGUGCAGUUCUAUCUUCAGUAUUGUUGGGGGAAAGUUGGUUUUAUUUUUAUUGUUUGGAACCUGUAUUUUGAUACAAAAGGAGAGUCUUGCUAAAUUGUCUUUUUUUUUUUUUAACUAAAGUUUUACCUGAAGAAAGGCUGGUGUUAUUGUGAUCUUCUAUAACUUAUUUGAGUCGAUGCUUAGCCAGCACUUCCAAUGUUAAUUGUUAUUUAAGUAUUAGCUGUGUAUUAAAAAAAAAAAACAGCAGCAGCAGCUUUCCCAUAACAUGUAAAACAUAAAGAACGGUCAGAUUGUAUUUCCUGUUCCUCAAAACAAAGUUGUCUGUUUUAUAACAAAAAAGUACAUUUGAGGCACAGCAUUUUGGCUUGCAGCUACCAGUGCAUUUCAUGGUAUUUGGUUUCCAACCUAUUUGUUGAUGAAUGAGAUUUUUUAAAAAAAUCGACCAACAGUAGAAUUUCAGAGGUUAAAAUUAAAUUUGUAAUUGAGACUGAAUAGCAAAACUUGUCAUAUGGAGAGGGAGGUUUUCUUGUUUAAAUUUUUAAAGUAAUAAUUGCAUAUGACAAUGUAUAAUGGACCACCCACAACAAAAAUUAAAUGUUUGGUUGAGCAAGUAUAGUAUUGGAUAACCACUUUAACAACAUCUAUGGUACAAACUAGGUUCUCAUUUCACAGAACCAUUUAGAUGACUUAGGGGAGUGUAUAUGUAAACAUUCAUAAUUACAGGAUUUCAAAACACUAAAACAGCUUCUAGCAAAACAUAUCGCUGCUCACAGAGGCCAAGAAUAGAAAAUUUCACUUUUCUAAAGUGAACAGAGAUGGGGACAGGAGCUAUUCUGUGGAACGAAUGGUUGGUUCCUGAUGGUUAACAAAAAUAAAAAAUUCUUGAAGGAAAAUGAUGGCCUGCACUAUAGGCAUGCUCUGGUAUUUACUGUGGUAGAAUUGUGCUGCAGACAGUCUUCCCAGAGUAUUAUAGUUCCUUUUACCAUAAGAGGGGACUCCUGAUCAAGUUAAAGAGGGUGGGGGUUUUUGUUUUUUUAAAGGCUGAUCAACAAUGUACAGUAUGUUAUAUUUAAAUAAAAAUAAUAAAAUGCUGGGAAUAGAGAA
Molecule: messenger RNA, 5496 nt
Organism: Chelonia mydas (Green sea turtle)
Lineage: Eukaryota; Metazoa; Chordata; Testudines; Cheloniidae
Gene: FGF10
Product: fibroblast growth factor 10
Exons: 4
Coding region: 1701-2342 (213 amino acids)
Biological process (GO): positive regulation of ERK1 and ERK2 cascade; cell differentiation; secretion by lung epithelial cell involved in lung growth
Cellular component (GO): cytoplasm
Molecular function (GO): growth factor activity; chemoattractant activity; type 2 fibroblast growth factor receptor binding
Source: RefSeq, a predicted model, not a curated record